AUGGACGACCGGGGUGAGCAGAAACUACGCUGGCUGCAACCGAAAACGUACCCCAAACGGGGGCAACAUGUCGAGACGAACACCGAAGAGGAGAAACCAUCGACUUCAGGCUACCUCGGACACAUCUCACAAGAUUUCAUUCAAGCGAUCAAUUCGAGACAGUUGUCCAGAGAUACUCUGCCUUGGACGUACAUGGACCGACGAGUCUUCCGCGCCACUUUCGACCAAGCGGCCCUGACCGAACUCGAUCUGGAUGGAUAUCUCGACGCACUGAGACACAUCACCUCCACGCAUCCGAAGCAUCAGGUUCAUGUCCAACAACUUAUGGUAUGCGUGGAGGAAGGCGCACAGCGAGCAGAGGUCUUCUUGACGGUGAAGACGAUGGGUUUGCCCGAUGAUGGGCUGGUAACUGAGGGGAUUGGGAUUUUGAAAUUCUUGAAGUCAGAUGAGGAGUGGUGGUGUGUGAGAUAUAGGGGGAUGCGAGGGUCGUUGGGCGCGAAUGAUGUUGGUGGUUGA
This is a messenger RNA of Zasmidium cellare ATCC 36951, 516 nucleotides long. RefSeq lists its product as uncharacterized. Bases 1 to 516 code for a protein of 171 amino acids. The record is from RefSeq and is a predicted model, not a curated record. Lineage: Eukaryota; Fungi; Ascomycota; Dothideomycetes; Mycosphaerellales; Mycosphaerellaceae. The transcript has a single exon.